Schistosoma turkestanicum is the source of this 1867-nucleotide messenger RNA. Lineage: Eukaryota; Metazoa; Platyhelminthes; Trematoda; Strigeidida; Schistosomatidae. The record is from the annotation of a GenBank genome assembly.
CUUGACCUCACGCUAGAUUUAAAUCGCUACUGAUGUGGGCCUGAGGCUUAAUGUUAGAUUUCAUUUCAAGGCGUUCGGUUAUUUUAAUAAUGUCAUCUGAACCGGACGAAUUUACUUAUGACAAACUACUUGCUUUUGCAUCGAGGUACAACAGACGCUUACAACAGGAUAAACUUAGUCGACUACCAUUUUUGGACAGCGCAACCGGAAUAGCUCAAAGACCGUGCUUACUUUACCGCAACCAAAGAGAAAGAGAGGGAGGCUACCUAACUCAAGUGUAUCGAUAUCGUUCCCACAGAUGGAAGAAAAGCAAACGAACUGGUCAACUCCCUUCUUUCCUGUAUCAUGGCGAUUUGUUAAAUGGGGUUGCUAAAGUUGACCGUCCCAAUAUUGUCUCAGGAUUAGAUUCGUGUUCUAAGGAUGCGGAUGAUGAUAGUCGUAGUACUUGGGCUGCCUGCCCAGAAUACGAUAUGGAUUCUGAUGCAAGUGAUUUCGCAGAUGAGAAUUUCGGAGUUCGCAGACGUCGAAAAAAAGGUCGGACUCCACGCAUCAGCAGAUCUAACCAUUCUGGACCUGGUCGGCGACGUUCCAAUUAUACUGCAUUCGAUGAUGACUCGAAUGAACGCCAGACAUCUUUACCAGUAUUUUUGUGUGAAUUUUGUGGCGUAAAAUACAGAUCUAGAGCCGGGCUAAACUACCACAUUAAUUCACAGCAUUCGGAGACACCGCGAAUGAGCUGUGCACGACCAGCUUUCAUGUCUCCUUAUCGAGGAGCCGACGGACAUCAUCACAACCUCCAUCAUCAUCAUCAACAACAACAACAUCAACCUCAUAGUCAAGCCAAUCAUUUGCUCAAUGGAUCAUUAAAUAAUUCAGGAAAUAUCAGUAAUUACACUUCUGGUUCUCAUUCCACUUCUGUAACUAACAAGAAUAGUAGUAAUAAUAAUCUUUGUUCCUCUGUAAAUGGUUCAGUUGCUCCUACACGUGUUCGCCCUUCAGUUAAUGAACAAGAUGGUAGCUUAAUUAUUGAAGCUCAAGAAUGGCGGGAUAUGAAUAAUACAGGUUCAUCAGAACAUACUUGUGACUUUUGCCUUGGUGAUGAAAGUUUGAAUAAAAAGACUGGGCGACCAGAAGAUAUGUUAAGAUGUUCAGACUGUGGACGUUUUGCACAUUUUUCUUGUUUACAGUUUACACCAAAUAUGAUAACUUCUGUACAUACUUACCGGUGGCAGUGUAUUGAAUGUAAAACAUGUUGGCUUUGUGGCACUUCAGAAAAUGAUGAACAAAUGCUUUUUUGUGACGAUUGUGAUCGUGGUUAUCAUAUGUACUGUUUAAAUCCACCUUUGUCCGAGCCACCAGAAGGUAGUUGGAGUUGUAAACUAUGCGUAGAUCGAUUUCAAGCAUCAGCUGCUUCUUUUUCUACCUCUCUUGGUAACGUUAAUUCAACAAAAAAAUCAGACUCUUGUAUUGGUAGAUUAAAUAAUAGUAAUAAUAAUAAUAAUAAUAAUAAUAAUAAUAAUCAUAAUAGUAUUAGUAAUAAUAAUAAACAUGAUACAAACAUUUGUGAAUCAAAAUUGAAUGUGCCUUGUUCAACUGUGGUUAGUAAUGCUGUACCUGUUUUUCAACCAACAACUUCAUUGACACCAUCAUCAUCAAUAUCAUCGUCUUCUUCUACUUCUUCUUCUUCUUCGACACUGUUUCAACCGUCUACACAUCUUCAAAAAAUAUUAAUCAAUCAUGUCUAUCCAACUGUUUCAUAAUAUGAAUGACACUGUGUGUGUGUGUGUGUGUAUGAGUAUAUGAGUGAGAGUGUGUAUAUCUCUAUAAUUUCCAAGACAUUAUUAUUGUUAUGAUUAAUAUAAUGGAC